UCCCAGGUUCUCACCUGUGCUGUCUUUGGCCUGAGAGGAGUUGGCUUUUCAGUCGUCAUAGGCUGUAAGUCAGCUGGUGCUUCCAGGAUCAUUGGAAUUGACCUCAACAAAGGCAAAUUUGAGAAGGCCAUGGCUGUAGGGGCCACGGAGUGCAUCAGCCCCAAGGACUUUACCAAGCUCAUCAAUGAGGUGCUGUCAGAAAUGACAGGCAACAAUGUGAGCUUCAGUUUUGAAGUUAUUGGGCGUCUUGAUACAAUGGUUGAUGUCCUCACAUCCUGCCACAUGAACUAUGGGUCUAGUGUGGUGGUAGGCACUCCUCCAUCAGCCAAGAUGCUCACCUAUGACCCUAUGCUGCUCCUCACUGGACAUACAUGGAAGGGGUGCAUUUUGGAGAUAACAAUGUGGGAAGAGAACAAGCUUCAGCCUCCCACUGGGCCUCACCCCUGUCCCUGUGACCUUGAGGAGAGUUGCAGCUGCAGAUGCCCAGAGGGCACAAGUGGGAAUGGCAGGGUGGGCAGAGGAACUGGAAGCAACAAACCAGAGAUAAUCUUUUUCUCUAAAAUAAAGAAGUCACUCGUAAAAAUGCAACAGAAAUUUGGAGCAGCCAGAAGGAGAUAUGAGGUCAUGAAAGGUUUUUUUAUGGGUUAUUUUUUUUGCCUUUCGGAGAACAGGUUAUUGGUGUGUGAUUGA
This is a messenger RNA of Artibeus jamaicensis (Jamaican fruit-eating bat), 690 nucleotides long. Its product is annotated as all-trans-retinol dehydrogenase [NAD(+)] ADH7-like. The annotation marks the transcript as partial. Gene Ontology annotation, molecular function: all-trans-retinol dehydrogenase (NAD+) activity; zinc ion binding. Gene Ontology annotation, biological process: retinol metabolic process; retinoic acid metabolic process. The record is from RefSeq and is a predicted model, not a curated record. NCBI's taxonomy places the organism in Eukaryota, Metazoa, Chordata, Mammalia, Chiroptera, Phyllostomidae. Gene Ontology annotation, cellular component: cytosol. The transcript is spliced from 3 exons.